GCGUACGAGUUAUCUAUUAAAUUCAUAAACAAUGGAGGAAAGUCGAACACCUUCCCCUCAUCCUGAUGACUCCAAAUCGGGGAUUAAGAACAGUGAUUCCUUCCAAGAAAUGAUGCGGGCAAUCAAAACGGAACGAACCAAAGAAUCGCUGAUCGUUUCCACUGACGGAUUUGAAAUGAUGGAUGACUCCACAUCUUUCUGGACAGAUCUCUUUACUAAAUACUUUAUUGAUCCAUCAAGAGUUCCCGAUGACCAACGAGAUGACAUGUUGUUUUAUGUCAGAAAAACUCACAAUCCCAAAAACAAGUCAUUUACUUUCAGACCUGAAAUAGAGGUCUAUAGGCGAGACUCUAAGACCCUCCCAGCCCUGGAGGAUAAAACCAUUGAUUGGGAGGAAACAGUGUAUAUGAACAUCAUCUCACACCAGUUAGUUUACACUGCCACUUGUGCAGUUUGUACAAGGACAAGUGAACAGCAUCUUCAAAUCCUUAGAAAGUUUUCUCAGAGAGUUUACCCUUCUCCAAGUAAGAGAAGAAUGGAUGACAAGGGAACAGAGGAAGAACUCACAUAUCCAAACAUAUAUUUUACUGUAGAUAAUUUUGAAGAGGCCUUUGGAGAUAUAAUCGUAAGAGAUGGAGAGAUGGUUUGUGUAGAGUUAACAGCUACAGAUAGACAUGGCAGAGUACAAGGUGUAAUAUUCCUGGGCUCUGUCCGGUAUGAGGUGCUAAAGAAAGUGUACGAUGCUCGGCUGAGCUUGACCUCCAAAAUGAUGCAGACAAUGUCCCUGGGGAUGAUAAAACAGAACAAGCGGGUGGAGUUUGUCAGAAUGAGGGGACCCAAGAGUAAAGGUCACGCUGAGGUCGCAGUCAGUAGAGUACCAGGAUCAGGGCCAGAGACUCCUAACAAGGAAAACUUUAGGAUAGAGGAUUUCAACAAUGAACAGAGUCAGGAAGCCAAUGAGCAGAACCAGUACACACAUCGCAGGAUGAGUGAUCCUAGUGAGUCCUUCGGAUCUUUUGUACGAGGAGGGAUCCGUCGUCUGAGCUUGAAAAAAUCACGAUCAGAAACGGAGAACGUGAAUGCAGGAAUAGAAAAUUGCCAGGAAGUUGAGGCCACAACCUUACAGAAUGAACUUGAAAGGUCCACUCAUGCCAAUGGGUUCCUUGGUAAGGCUUUUGGACAAGCUUGGAUGCUGUUUAAGGAACAGAAGAGAGCCACCAGUGUGGCCCUGAAUGCUUACUUAACAUACGUCACCCUCCCCUGGCACUGGAUAAUAGCAGAUCUAAUUGAUGCUCAACAGAGGCCAGUGCUAACAUCUUGAUGAAUAAUUCAUUUACUGUGAAGCAAAGCUGUAUUUUAUGGCACUGGAAGAUUUGACUAAUUCAUGGAAGUUGGGUGAGAUCAAGCUCAGCACCCAUGGUGCUCACAAAUCUAGUCAGAAGUCUAGUCAAAAGGUGUAGGUUGUCUCUCUAACAUCAGCUUGUAUAUUAGAGUGUGCCGUAUAUACAUAAAAUGUAUGUAUAUUGGCAUUUUGAAUAGUUUAGUGAAAUGAUGUAUACUCAGGAUUCUCUGUGAGGGGAGUCUCAAAGAGUCAGAACAGCAGUGUACUGUAAAACAACUUUUAUUCGUGUUCAGGAAAUAUCUGCAAGUUUCGCAACCUUGCUUCAAUCACAAAUAUUUCUCACCACAAACUAUUUAUUUUAUUGUGUAUUUUUGUAGAAUAUUCCCUCAUUCACGAAAAUAAGACGUCAAGGAUAAAUCAGAAACUGACAGUUGCGAAUAAAAGUUAUCUUGAAUAAUAGUUGGUUUACAGUAUAUUACGUGACUCCAAGUAUUUAUAAGUAUAUAUGACCAUUCCAAUGCUCAAUUAGUGCAAUAUUUUUAGCAGCAUAUCGACUAUAUACAUAUACCAUGAAGUAGAAACUAGUUGAUAUAUUCUGUAUUCUUCAUAUUAUUUUGAUAUUUCUGAACUAAAUUAAGAAAGUAAUAAAAUAUAAUUUCUUAACUGAUUGCCUUGAAUGUACAUAUGAUUGUUGUACAUUUGUG
Molecule: messenger RNA, 2046 nt
Organism: Saccostrea echinata
Lineage: Eukaryota; Metazoa; Mollusca; Bivalvia; Ostreida; Ostreidae
Exons: 10
Coding region: 32-1321 (429 amino acids)
Source: RefSeq, a predicted model, not a curated record